UUGGACAGCAGUCUUCUUAGUAGCGUUUAAGCAUCGUGCACGAUCAGUUACUGGUAGAACGUGUCUCUCGUCUCAUCGGAGACCGGCGAUUGGAACCGUGAAGCACGUCCUAUUCAAACUUUCCAAGCAUUCCUCGUUCAAGCGUGGAGAAUCUCGGCAGAAGGUCGAGGUCACGAGGUUUCUGAGUUUGUGAAAAUAAUCAAUCUCGCAAGAUUUUAAUUGGUUAAAAAAGAGUCCAGAGCUGUCCAGGAUUUGUACUUUUGGAUUUGAAAUUCAAAUAUUUUCUCAGGAUAACUCAGGAAUCAUCUUUAUUUAUUGAAAAUUAUAUCAUCAACAUGAUUAAUCUUAUACGUCAUGUCGUUAGUAAUUAUAACGAAGUUUUAAACAAUGCCAAAGAUCCAAUGGUAGAUACUUGGUUUUUAAUGGAAUCUCCGGGUCCUAUAUUAUGUAUUAUCAGUGCAUAUUUGAUAUUUGUCUUAAAAAUUGGACCAAAGAUGAUGAAAAACAGACCGGCGUUUCAGCUGAAUACCGUUAUGAUUGCAUAUAACGCAUUUCAAGUACUCUUCAAUAUUUGGGUGAUAACUUUAAUAUUGGAACUGGAUUUUAAAUAUUUGUUCUUUAUUCAUGGAUUUAAUAAUCAAAAUAGUAUAUCAUCAAAUCAACAACUUGCAAGACACAUAAAAAUAAUGUCUCGAGGCAGUUGGUGGUAUUUUGUCACAAAAGUUGUUGAGCUUCUGGACACGGUAUUUUUCGUUUUAAGAAGAAAGCAAAAUCAGGUUACUUUUCUUCACGUUUAUCAUCAUACUUUGACGACCCUUCUGUCAUGGUGCUACUUAAAAUAUCUACCUAGUGUACAAGGUGUUAUGAUUGCUCUCUUGAAUUCCAUAGUCCAUGUCAUUAUGUACAGUUAUUAUUUGAUCGCAGCACUUGGCCCUAACUACAAGAAAUAUAUUUGGUGGAAAAAAUAUUUGACGUGGAUUCAACUGCUCCAGUUUUCUUUAAUUUUAGUUUAUCUAUCAUUAACUUUAAUCAUGGAUUGUCGAAUACCAAAAGCUCCUAGUUAUUUGUUCGGAGUAAUAUACAUAAUCUUUAUAUAUUUAUUUGGCAACUUUUAUCGUCAAGCGUACAAGAAAAAAGUUACUUAAUAAUGAAUGUUGUACUUUGUAAAUAACUAAUAAAUACAAAAGAUUCUUUAAAAAUACUUACAUUUUAUUUUUAUAUAAAUAAAAAAGAAAUAAUAUUGUUAAAAAACACGGAACAAAAUGACUACGAUCUCCAAUUGAGCACCGUUCCAAAUGUCAUUGGCUUUUAUAGUAAAAUAUCAAAAAUGUGUGAAAGAUAAAUGUAUAAACAUAUAUAGAAAAAAAGGAAAUAAGUUUUUAUGUAUUUUUAAUUUACUUAUAGAAUAUAUGUAUAAAAUAUAUGUAACUAUUAAACGCAGUGUUAAGUUUGAGAAACCCUGUACAAAAUUUCAAUUGCAUACUGUAGAAAGAAAUAAGAAGAAUGAAAAGAAUGAGAGAAAUGAGAAUGAACAAGAAGGAAAAAGAAAUAAAAAUAAAUUUACCAAUUGUGAUUAUUAA
Molecule: messenger RNA, 1580 nt
Organism: Solenopsis invicta (red fire ant)
Lineage: Eukaryota; Metazoa; Arthropoda; Insecta; Hymenoptera; Formicidae
Gene: bond
Product: elongation of very long chain fatty acids protein 4
Exons: 8
Coding region: 336-1145 (269 amino acids)
Biological process (GO): sphingolipid biosynthetic process; very long-chain fatty acid biosynthetic process; fatty acid elongation, polyunsaturated fatty acid
Cellular component (GO): endoplasmic reticulum membrane
Molecular function (GO): fatty acid elongase activity
Source: RefSeq, a predicted model, not a curated record